AUCCUUUUCCACGAGUGCAGUUUUUCCUUCUAUUGCUAGUCACCAAAACUCUCACCACCCAACAAUGCAUUCGACAUCUCGUCGACAUYUCGCAUCCAACACGGCUUCGUCUGAUACUGCGCAAGAUCACACCAACAAGAAAAAAGAAAAAACAAUUGCAACGAAGGACUUUCGUUACUGCGUCGAUUUGGUGCAGAAUAGAGACCGGGAAUCGUAUCUUUGUGGGCUUUUGAUGCCGUCCAAUGCGAGAAAAGCUUUCUUUGCCAUCCGGGCCUGGAACGUGGAGUUGGCGUCCAUCAAAGACGGUAGCUCCCCCAAAAAAAUGGUACGAGAGGCGGGCCCUAAUGUUGCCCUACAGGUACGAAUUCAAUGGUGGUGGGAUGCCCUGAGUCGAAUAUACGAUGAUCCACAACAAGAACAACCGAGCAAAAAAGUCAAUGAUAGUGAUUAUGCUCCUUUCUCGGUAUCCAACACACUGGCUGAAUCGUAUUUCAAGAAUCCCAUUGUCAGGGUUAUGAAUCACGCUGUUCAUGAAAAGCAAUUGACGAGACGUUUUCUUGAACGAUUGUCGGAAGCACGAGAGUCAGAUUUACAUAGUAAGCAACCGGAAACAACGACCGAUAUGAUCGAACAUGCCGACAGUAUAUUUUCCAGCUUGCUCUAUUUGACGCUCGAGACACUUGACGUCCGAGAUGAAUCUGUAGAUAUUGUUGCACAACAUGCAGGAAUUGGCAUUGGUUUGGUGACGGCACUACGAGGGAUUCGUUUCCGAUUAAUCCGAGAAGAAUGCUCGAUCCCCAAAGACUUCCUUCCAAAAGACUUUCCGUACGAUAAAUUAAUCUUCACCAACAACAGUAUCAUUGCCGAUGAAAGCGACGACGAGGAAAACGCGACAGAAAGAGCGAAAMACAUGGAAAAUCUUUUGRAUGAGGAAGAACGGCAACUGCUCAGAGAUGCAGUUGAGCAAGUUUGCAUCCUUGCGUAUUCCCAUCUAUCACAAGCUCAACAACUACAGAGUAAUGUUCCGAAACACGCCCGAACCUGUUUUCUUCCAGUGAUUCCUGCUAUGCAUUACUUGUCAAAAUUGCAAAAAGCCGACUACGACAUCUUUGAUGAGAAAUUGCUAGAACAUGACAACAUGACAAUCUUAGCAUUGCUGGGAAGGACGUGGUUGACCGGAGUUUUUUAGUCUCAUUUUGUCUAUCCUUGUAGCUAGUAAAUAAUAGAUGUCGGUUAGAACAAAAAGGUGCUAUCUGGAUACAACAUUGCUUAGUAUACCAGUAAGGUGUAGGAAACAGGUAAAAGCAAAUAGACUUCAUUCACAACA
This is a messenger RNA of Pseudo-nitzschia multistriata, 1327 nucleotides long. The record is from the annotation of a GenBank genome assembly. NCBI's taxonomy places the organism in Eukaryota, Bacillariophyta, Bacillariophyceae, Bacillariales, Bacillariaceae.